UUGACGACUUAAAAAUACGUUUUUUGUUUGUUUGUUUGUUUGUUUUUAGAUGCAAAUUUAAUAGGAGAGUUAUAAUUUUUGUUAACUGCAGAUCUUGGCUCAAGUUGUCGAACUAUACACAAAAAGGCAACAGUAAAAAAGUAGUCUAAAUAAUAUGUAACAUCCUUAUAUUACAUUUUUAGAUAUUCAUAUUCAGACUUAAGUAAACGAGAACGAUUAAAGAUUAUUUUCGUUUGAAACAAACACCGAUGCUUUGUUGAAGCACCACUGGUUUAACGUAUACUAAUAAGAUGAAAAAUAAGAGAGUCGAGGAGAUGUAGAGAAGAGCUGAGCAGACAAUGUUCAAUAGAAACCGAUUCCCAUUAGCUGAUGGCUUGAGGGUGAGAGAGUGGCUCCGUCGGAUGAGAUGGCAGAACUGGUGGCCGACUGGAAACUCAGUCCUGUGCUCGGAUCAUUUUGAGAAGGACUGCUUUGAACAAGUGGGCAGCCACAAACGACUGCGAAAAAAUGCUGUCCCGACUAUCUUUAAUUUCCCUAAACAUCUUCAGUGGAAGGUGCCAGCUGUCAAGAGACGAUCUCUGAAUCGUAAGCCAGUUGAAGUGCCUAUCAAACCAAAACCAACCCCAGCGUCAGCGCCAGUAACGCCACGGCCUCAGGGAAAGUUUGUUCGUGUGUCUGUGGAUUCGGAUGGCUCCAGCCAAGGCCCCUUUCAUGCUGGCAGCUUCCACGAUGACUACUGCAAACCACAGAGCUUUCACUGGAUGAAGCUGUCGGAGGGUGACGAUGAUGAUGAUGAGGAGGAGGAUGAGGAGGAUGAUGACACUAGUGAUCCUGGAAAUGAUGUCGCCUAUGACGAUGCACCUCUUGAUACACCUGAAAAUCCAAACACACAGUUUAUCAGGGUGACAGAGAGAUGGCAGUGGCUGAGUAUAGAUGUAACAGGGCCAUUUCAAGAAAGCAAAGGCCCCUAUAGCCACAUUGUGGUCAUCUGUGACUAUUACACAAAGUGGAUUGAAAUCUUUCCAUCGGAAAAGCCUAAUUCUGACUCCAUUGCCCUGCUUAUGUGUGAUGCCAUUUCCCGAUAUGGUUUUCCUCUGGGAUUUCUCACACCUUGGGGGGCCAGAGGGAUUCAGGUCAGAACGGUUAACAGAGCACUCAAUAAUAUUCUGAUGAUAAAGGAUCUUUCCCUUGUCUCUCGGCAUCACCAGGCUUCACAGCUUGAGCCUCACACACAGUACCAUAUUGUCAAUAUGGUAGAAAAUCUGGUCAAGAAGCAUCCAGACAGUUGGCAUGUUCAUUUGCCUGUCAGCGUGCUGCGCUUCAACUGCAGUGUGCACCCAGAAACCAAACACAGACCUCUGUCCCUUCAUCGCAGUGCGGGAACUAGACCUUAUACAUCACCUAGAGAUCAGCCACUCAGUGAGGAUGACCUUGCAAAGUACACCUUCAGAAUACAGAAACCAAACCCUUUAAAAGAAAUCGAGGCACUAAAACAAAUAUUCCGAGAAUCAGCGGACUGCAUUGUCGUUUCAUAAGGCAAAAAAUUAUGUGCCUGAAUAUUGUAACAGGUGUGUGACUUCAGACUGAAGGUCCAGUGAGGAAGAAGUGAAGAACACAUGGAUGAAGGGAUGGAAAAUAAUGACCUGUUAAAGUCCAUUCAGACCCAGACUGAGGCGUUAUUUAUUUGUGAUUUUUUUUCAUAUUGAAAUGUUACGCAGCAUUGUGAAUAAAUACCAUUAAAGGUAUUUAAGUGAAUAGUAUUAACUGUAAAAUAAACUGCUGGGAAAAGACAGCUUCAUUUGGUCAUUUGUAGUGUUAGUAAAUCAACUAUCAAACGUAAUAUUAAUGCCAUUACAAACUGAUGAUACCACAAAUAUUCCUGUGAGUUGCAGGCAAUCCUAAAGGAUAUUGUGGGGGCCUGAAAUGAAGUGUGCAUGACACAUCUUUUUUUUAAUAAACAAACCUUUUUAUCC
Messenger RNA from Megalobrama amblycephala (Wuchang bream), 1973 nucleotides. RefSeq lists its product as uncharacterized. The transcript has 13 exons. Gene Ontology annotation, molecular function: sequence-specific DNA binding. The record is from RefSeq and is a predicted model, not a curated record. The coding region runs from base 339 to 1535 and encodes 398 amino acids. NCBI's taxonomy places the organism in Eukaryota, Metazoa, Chordata, Actinopteri, Cypriniformes, Xenocyprididae.